Lathyrus oleraceus (garden pea) is the source of this 1687-nucleotide messenger RNA. RefSeq lists its product as uncharacterized. The transcript is spliced from 4 exons. The coding region runs from base 79 to 1578 and encodes 499 amino acids. Gene Ontology annotation, cellular component: nucleosome. NCBI's taxonomy places the organism in Eukaryota, Viridiplantae, Streptophyta, Magnoliopsida, Fabales, Fabaceae. Gene Ontology annotation, molecular function: protein heterodimerization activity; structural constituent of chromatin; DNA binding. The record is from RefSeq and is a predicted model, not a curated record.
CUCUCUCAUCAAUCACUUCUUUCUCUCUCAUCGAUCAUCAACGAAACACAUUUUCUCUCCGUUUUCUUUCAGAUCGAAAUGGCUCGUACCAAACAAACAGCACGCAAAUCCACCGGAGGAAAAGCUCCAAGAAAACAAUUGGCAACCAAAGCCGCUCGGAAAUCUGCUCCGGCGACCGGAGGAGUGAAGAAGCCUCACAGAUUCCGUCCAGGAACAGUUGCUUUGAGAGAGAUCAGGAAGUACCAGAAGAGCACCGAGCUUCUCAUCAGGAAACUUCCAUUCCAAAGACUGGUUAGAGAAAUCGCUCAAGAUUUCAAAACGGAUCUCCGAUUCCAAAGCAGCGCUGUUUCUGCACUUCAAGAAGCUGCAGAAGCUUAUCUAGUUGGUUUGUUUGAAGAUACAAACCUUUGUGCAAUUCAUGCUAAGAGAGUCACCAUCAUGCCUAAGGAUAUUCAACUUGCUCGCAGAAUCAGAGGAGAGAGGGCUUUACCACCACCGUCUGAUGUUAAUGUUACUCGAUCUAUGUGGAUUUUUCGAUAUAAAGAAAAAUCAAAUGAUUCUUUUGAGAGGCAUAAAUCUCGACUUGUAGGUGAUGGUGCAGGUCAACAAGUUGACAUUGAUUGUGGAGAAACCUUCAACCUAGUUGUUAAGCCGACAACUAUCUACACGAUUCUCGGUAUUGCUCUCUCCAAAUCUUGGCAUAUCUAUUAUUUGGAUGUCAAGAAUGUGUUUCGCCACAGUGAAUUGAAAGAAACUAUAUACAUGUAUCAAACACUGGACUUAAAGGAUUUAUCACAUGUUGAUAGGGGAGGAUGCCCCAAUACUACGCGGUCUAGCUCUAGCUACUAUGUCUUUCUUAGAGAUAAUCUACUCUCAUGGUCAUCCAAGCGGCAAUUCACAUUAUCACAUUCUAGUGCUGAAUACUAUGGAGUUGCCAAUGUGGUCUCUGAAUCAUGUUGGUUACAAAACAUUCUACUUGCGUUAGAUUGUCCUACUCACAAGGCCACCAUUGUCUACUGUGACAAUAUAAGUGUCAUAUACCUUUCAGUUACGAUUCCCGCUAUUUUCCACUCAUUUCUCCUCCUAAUAUAUAUUACCCAAACACUCCUUUCUCUCUCACCUAUCAUCAGCCAAACACAUUUUCUCUCUGUUUUCUUUCCGAUCGAAAUGGCACGUACCAAACAAACCGCUCGCAAAUCCACCGGAGGCAAGGCUCCAAGGAAACAAUUGGCGACAAAAGCUGCUCGGAAAUCUGCCCCGGCGACCGGAGGUGUGAAGAAGCCUCACAGAUUCCGUCCUGGAACAGUCGCUCUAAGAGAGAUCAGGAAGUAUCAGAAGAGCACAGAGCUUCUCAUCAGGAAGCUUCCGUUCCAAAGAUUAGUCAGAGAAAUCGCUCAGGAUUUCAAAACGGAUCUCCGAUUCCAAAGCAGUGCUGUUUCUGCACUUCAAGAAGCUGCGGAAGCAUAUCUAGUUGGUUUGUUUGAAGAUACAAACCUUUGUGCAAUUCAUGCCAAGAGAGUUACUAUUAUGCCUAAGGAUAUCCAACUUGCUCGCAGAAUCAGAGGAGAGAGAGCUUAGAUUAGAUCGUUAGGGUUUAUAUUACAUAGAUUUUGAUGAUUUAUAAUUAGGGUUAUGUAUCAUAUUUUUAUGUGUCUUCUCUAAUCUGGUUUAAAGUUUAACCUAUUAA